AUGCGCCUGAUUUCGCUCCAGAGGCCAUCCAGUGGUGCCGCCGUCGACAGCAAUCUGCUGGAGAUUUGCGAUUUGCAGCUUCUCCUCGAGUGCCCUCUCGAUUUGUCCAGUCUUUCGCUCUUUCUCCCGACAGAGGAGGCGCUCUCGGAGAAUGCCAGGCGCAAGAAGCCGAAGAAAGGGGACUCAAGUGAGCUGGUCGUCAAGGCUCCUUUCAGGAGAGCCGGCGACGGUGUGGUGAUUGAUGCCGAGCCAUGGUACCAAAGUGCCGACUUGAGCGUUUUGGAUGUGGCUCUGAUCAAUGCGGUGGUGAUCUCGAGACCAGAAUCCAUGCUCGCUCUACCAUUUCUCACUCGCAAUCCAGAUUUCACCGCAAAGAUCUUUGCAACGUAUCCAACAGCAACUGUUGGGAAGCUUUUGAUGCAAGAGCUUGUUUCUUCCCACCGCGACUUUCUAAAACUCUAUGGAGCAAGCUCUCUUGAGAACCAUCCGGAGUUCACGCAGUGUGAAGUUCCGGAGGCUCUCAAAGAUUGUCUUCUCGGGGAGCACAACUCAGGCAUCUUAAACUGGCACAAGCUUUACAGUGCAGAAGACGUGCUUGGCUGCAUGGAAAGAAUCCAAACUCUUCGUUAUGGUGAAGAGGCCCCCAUUGAUGGGUGUGUGGUCUUGACACCUUAUAGCUCCGGCCAAGGCAUUGGUGCUUCGAACUGGGUGAUUAAAGGACCUUGCUCGAGCGUGACAUACGUUUCGUCUUGCGAUGUAGCAGCGGCCGCAGCUAGUUGUGCGAGCCAGGAUUUGACUUCUUUAGAUGGAAGCCAAGUUCUCCUUGUUUCGGCCAAGCAGCCAACUUCUUCUGUGGAGAAACUCGAGAUGGAUACUGAAGCUGAACCCCGCAGUAGACUUACGACUCGGCCAUGGGUAAAUGCUCGUGUGGAAUUCAUCACUUCGCACAACGCCAAGCCACGGAUGGCCAACAGCGUACUCAGUGAGAAACGGGAGCCUCAGCAGAGAUCCUUGCUAGCGCAAGUCGCAAACGCUGCCGCAGAUGCUUUAAGCAAGGGAGGCUCGGUGUUGAUACCCACCAGUGUUUCAGACACAGUCCUCGAGCUCAUCGAGACGAUCUCUCAAGAAGUUUCUUGUGCAAAAGUCUCGGGAAGGAUUUUAUACGUAUCGCCGAGUGCUCAGGAAUUCCUGGCUUUUACCAACACUGUUCCGGAGUGGCUCUCAUCGGCACGGCAAGAGAAGCUAUAUAACGGGGAGUCAUUGUUUGGACACGUCGAGCUUCUAAAGGAGGGAAAGCUCUCUUACUUUCCAAGCCUGUCGCCAGAAGUUGUGGAGUCUGGUCCCUGCGUGAUACUGGCUUCCCAUGUAAGCCUUCGAAUGGGACCGUCUGUACAUAUACUAAAUCGUUGGCGCCAGCAUUCGAGUAACUUGCUCAUACUGACAGAACCAGAUAUUGAUGUAGAGAGGUUUUUACUCCCAUUCAAGCCAUUGUCCAUACAAGUAAAACAUUUUCCCCUAGCCACUAGCGCGAGGUCACGAGGAGCUUUGUCCUCCUUGAUAGAUCGCUUGCAACCCAAAUUUGCAGUGGUGCCAGAACGCUUGAAAUCCGUGGUGACGUCGGAUUGUGACACAAAAAUAUUGUUCUACGUGCACAGAGCUCCACUAAAGAUCCCGAGCUUGGAGGAAGAGCUCAACAUGGAACUAUCAGCGGAUUUAGCCAGCCGGAUCAAGCCCAAGCAAACUCGAAGCGGAAACAAUGCAGCCUUGGCUCGGCUCUCUGCAGAGAUGCACUUCCACGACGGGAACUUCUACCUGGAAAUGCCGAGAGUGUCGAGAAUGAUACAAGCGCCCCAAAGAUUCUGUGGCACACCCGACGUGGACGCUCUGUUGAGAGCUCUGAGGGAGAAAGGCCUGGUGGACAUCCAGCAGAGCUUUGCGGAGCAACCCGAUGGAUCCAAAGUUCCUGUCAUAUCCGUGACCUUCCAAACUAGUGCUUCUAUUGAGCUCAAUGGCAGUGAAACCAUUAUCAAGACAAGCGAUGCAGUGCUCCGGCGUCUCAUCGCAGAUGCGGUGAUAAGCUGCCUGCAAAUCAUAUAAUUACUUGUUCUCCCACCAACAAAGCUCACAUUCAACUUAAAUGUUAUAUUCCAAAUAGGGAGCUAGAAGUGAUAACAAUGUAUCAGCCUCUUCAAGCUU
Messenger RNA from Selaginella moellendorffii, 2196 nucleotides. Its product is annotated as integrator complex subunit 9. The transcript has 10 exons. Gene Ontology annotation, cellular component: integrator complex. Bases 1 to 2097 code for a protein of 698 amino acids. The record is from RefSeq and is a predicted model, not a curated record. Gene Ontology annotation, biological process: snRNA processing. NCBI's taxonomy places the organism in Eukaryota, Viridiplantae, Streptophyta, Lycopodiopsida, Selaginellales, Selaginellaceae.